AUGAAAGUUGGGAGGCUAUUUCCAGGGAUCAUGGUUUCCAAUGAUGUGCAUGAUGAUCCGCUAGACUUUGUCGCGGGCUUCUCCGUGCUGCGAGUAGGGGACCUGACCAAAGAAAUUGUCUUCGGUGACCUAAAAUCCUUCUUCUCGUGCCUCCUACACCGCAUGGGUGAGGAAUCGGCGCGUGCAAUGGCUGUGGUCCUCAACACCUUUGAUGGCUUGGAUUCCACCACCCUAACCGGCCUCAUGUCCAAGUUCCGUAGCUGCCUUGCGGUGGGCUCACUCAACCUCAUCUCCCCACUCCUAUCAGAGGAUUCUCACGCUUGCCUCAUAUGGCUCGACCGCUUUGCCCAUAACCCUGCUUCCAUAGCUUACGUUGGCUUUGGCAUGGUGAUGAGGUUCACGCCCGUUGAAGUAGCGGCACUGGCCGAGGGUCUGGAGUCGAGUGGGGCCCCCUUCAUAUGGUCCUUGAAAGCGAGGGAAGGUUUUCCAGCUGGAUUCCUAGAGCAGACAGCUGGGAAGGGCCUCAUUGUCCCGUGGGCCUUGCAAUCAAUGGUGCUGGGCCACGUGGCUAUGGGGGUGCACGUGACGCACGAUGGGUGGAACUCAAUGAUGGAGAGCAUUGCGGGAACGGUGCCGAUGAUCUGUUACCCGACUCUUGCGGACUAUAAGCUGAAUAAUCGGUUGGUGUCUCACGCGUGGCGGAUUGGGGUGGAGGUGGAUGGUGGGGUGUUGACGAGGGAUGAGGUGGUGAACUCCAUCGAGCUGGUGCUGAGGAAGGAUGAAGGGAGGGUAAUGAGAGAGAGGGCUUGUAAGUUGAGAGAGUUGGGUAAGGAAUCUGUUGGAAAUGGGAGUUCGGUGGAAAUUUUCAAUAAGUUGUUGGGAAUACUUCUAGUCCCUGGCGGUUGA
Messenger RNA from Magnolia sinica, 906 nucleotides. Its product is annotated as anthocyanidin 3-O-glucosyltransferase 7-like. NCBI's taxonomy places the organism in Eukaryota, Viridiplantae, Streptophyta, Magnoliopsida, Magnoliales, Magnoliaceae. Bases 1 to 906 code for a protein of 301 amino acids. The record is from RefSeq and is a predicted model, not a curated record. Gene Ontology annotation, molecular function: UDP-glycosyltransferase activity. The transcript has 4 exons.